This is a messenger RNA of Parus major (Great Tit), 2314 nucleotides long. It is a transcript of the gene CDCA7L, whose product is annotated as cell division cycle associated 7 like. The record is from RefSeq and is a predicted model, not a curated record. Gene Ontology annotation, biological process: regulation of DNA-templated transcription. Gene Ontology annotation, cellular component: nucleus. The coding region runs from base 1 to 1410 and encodes 469 amino acids. NCBI's taxonomy places the organism in Eukaryota, Metazoa, Chordata, Aves, Passeriformes, Paridae. The transcript is spliced from 10 exons.
AUGGCGCGGCGCGGCCGGCGGCGGCGGCGGGGGGCGGCGGCGGCGGCGACCCGCGGCAAGAAACAGGUACCCAAGGAUGUGGCCAACAUUUUUAAUGCCCCCAGUGACAGUGAAGAUUUUCCAGGAUUCCAGGAAGAUGAUGCUUCCAAACAGAGCUUCUUGUCAGAGAACAACUGUGCUAGUUUUGAUUCCCCAGAGUCUGGAAAAGAGGGGCUCCGGUUUCAGUCCAGAUACCUCACUGAAGAGCUGCGGAGGAUUUUCACUGAGGACACUGACUCUGACACGGAAGUGUUUGAGGGCUUCGCUUCAAACGAGGUGCAUGUGAACAAGAAAGAAGUUCUGGUGCUGGAGUCAGAUGUGAGCGAUGAAGAACGUGAUAAUGUGUUGGGUAAUGAGAAAGAAGAGGGGGAAGAGGUGAAGAAGGUUUCCCCCAAGAGAAGAAGCAUUGGCCUUCGUGUUGCUUUACAGUUUCCAACUAGGAAGUCAUCUGAGAAAAAAGUGCCUGAGCAGGCUUUAUCUGAUUUACCUCUAAAGGACAAUGAAUCCCUCACACCUCUUUCAAAAGAAAUAAGCCUCAAGGGAUCGGACAAAGUAGAAGGCUCAGCUUCAGAGUCUGAAGAAGACAUUAAAGAAUCACAGGAGGAAAGUUCCAGUGCACUGCUUAAGAGAGCCAUAAAUAUUAAAGAAAAUAAAGCCAUGCUUGCCCAACUGCUGGCAGAACUGAAUUCCAUACCGGACCUGUUCCCAGUGAAAACGCCCGCCUCGACUCCUUCAAAACAGAGGAAAACCCCAAGGAGGACAUUUUCUGAAGGCCAGAUAGCACGUCGAAUGAACCCAACCAGAAAUGCUCGUCCACCAGAAAAAUUUGCCUUGGAAAAAUUUACUGUGUCGGCUGUCAAAUUUGCAGAACACAUCCGUAACUACAGACAACAAAACCUCUUGAAGAGACUCAGUGUGCAGGGGGAUUGUGGAGUGCGCAAAAGAAGGAGAUCAUCUAAAUAUUCGUCUCAUCGUCCGGUAGAAGACAUAACUGAGGAGGACUUGGACAACAUUGCAAUCACUGUUAGAGACAAAAUCUAUGACAAAGUUCUAGGUAGUACUUGCCAUCAGUGUCGACAGAAGACAACCGAUACAAAGACAAUCUGUCGCAACCAGGGCUGUGGAGGAGUAAGGGGGCAGUUCUGUGGACCAUGUCUUCGAAAUCGAUACGGUGAAGAUGUGAAGUCAGCUCUGCUUGAUCCAGCCUGGAUCUGUCCUCCUUGUCGUGGAGUGUGCAACUGCAGCUACUGCCGCCGGCGGGAUGGGCGCUGUGCCACCGGCAUGCUCAUCCACCUGGCCAAGUUCUAUGGCUACAACAAUGUCAAGGAGUACCUGGAAAGUUUACAAAAACAACUGGCAAAUAACAAUUGAGAACACUGAACUCAAGCCGUGCCUGCAACUGGUCAAUAUGUUAACAAUUUGACUUCAGAAGUUUAUUACUAUGUUUUAUAUAAAAUAGAAUUGUAGUGUAUAGCAUAUUCAUUUCUGUAUUGGGAAUUUUUUGAUUGAUAUGGUCUUAUGCAAAAGAUCUCAGGAAAAUGUUUUGGUAGAGAAAUCUACAUGCACAGACCUAUAUGUUAAGUGAAAUGGCACUCUUGAGCUUUGAGUGGUUAAUUUUUAAUAGAGCUACACAACCACAUGAUGGAGAGCUUGGUCAAAAUGAGCAAUACUUUUAUUUAUAUAAUUGUGCAAGUUUGCAGAAAGGAUGUUUAACAGCUACCUUCAAAGCAUCCCGUCUUCAAAGAAACAAAACACCCUUGUCUACCAGCUCAACCAUAAAGAUCCAUUUUUCCAGCUCGGCUUUCUGAACCUGUUCCACCACCUGUAGUUUAUGGAACUUGUCCUUGCAAAGAAGGAAGAGGUACUUUCACCUGAAUGCCAUUAUAUUCCAGCCAAAGCUGAUACAAUCAACUGGUGGGAGGAUUUUUUUUAAAUUCUAUUCCAAAGUGCAAUUAUUCACCAAAACAUUAAAAUAGAAGAGUGUUUAGAAAAAAAAUAUCCCAGUAAAAAAACAAAACAACAAAACUCACCAGCAGUUUUUGUGUAGUACACCUGCUGCCUGAACCAUCUGCCCAGCUGUUGUAACUGGUCUAUAUCAGAGUUCAGGAUUAAUUUCUCUACUUAUUCUUAGCUAUUUUUUCAUUUGUACAACCAGGCUUUCAAACAACUUCUUUUAAAUGCAACAUAUUUGUAUUGCAUGUUAAAGUAUGUUAAAAUUUGUGUAAGAUAUACGUUUCAUUUUAUGUAGAGAGAAUAAAGACUGAUCUAAAGAGGA